CUCCUGUUCGCUGCUGGUCACACAACACUGCUGGGUUGUUGUUGUGUGUGUUUUUGUGCCAACCACGACCACGACCAACAGCAGGCAAUGGCACGGGUGCUGUCGAGCCUGCGCGACGGCGUGCUGCCACACUCCUGCUGGCAGCCAUCAGAGGAGGCAGAGAGCCAGGAGGAGCACCACGGCGGCGUGGAGCGUGCUGGCGAGAGUGGGCAGGGGGAUGGCGAGGAGCAAAACGCGGUGGUGGCUGAUGGUGCUGAUUGGCAAGGCGAGCACCCCGGCCGGCCACGACCCAGGCUUGUGUGUGUCACCCGGUCCAAGGCUGGGCUCGGCGUAAAGGUCGCCGGCGGGCAGCCCGCCGUGCUUGUGGAGGUGGACCACCUUGGCCCCGCUUACGCUGCUGGUGUUCGCGACCAGGACCAGUGUCUGGCCGUCAACGGCGUGCUGGUGCUCCACCUCAGUGCGCAGUCACUUGAGCACCUCUUUGACACCUGCGAGGAUGAGUACAUCAAGCUGCUCGUGUUGCAGCGCAGCCCGCCACGACCCUUCGCUCCGCUGCUCAUUCCACGGUGGGACCGGCCACACAUUGACGCGUUUGGGUUCGACACGCGCUUGGACGCAGACGGCGAGAGCGUACAGGCAGACGACAAGGAGGACGGUGAUGCGGAUGGGCAAGGCGACGACAGCACACCGCACAACACGAGCAGCAAACAAGCAGAGGACGGCACGGACAAGGUUGCAACACAAGACGGAAGUCUGCCACAAGAGGAACCAGCAGCCUCCAACAUCGACAGCAGCGACGUGGCAAGGCUGCGGGAGUGGGACGAGUUCUUGAAGGGUGGGCGAUUGCAGGGCGCACAGGCUCCGCACUGGACAUCCACGUCCCAGACACACGGCAGCGACGAGCAGUUUCUGACAGCGUUUGCUGGUGUCGCAUCGAUGGAGCUCUCACUCCGCAUCUGGGACUGCUUUCUCUACGAAAACGUUCUCACGCUGUUCAAGGUUUCGCUGAGCCUGGUCACCAUCUUCGCUCCAAAGCUGACUGCGCUUGCGGAGGACCUCGGCGCGUUCAUGCGUCUCCUCUCGUCGCUGCCCAUGCUCGGGAGUGAGCAAACCGACCACGUCAUGCAGCUCAGCUACGCGUUCCAAGUGGUUGAGGCGGAGGUGCCGGCGCUGCGCCAGGAGUACCGUGCAGACCUGCAGGCCGAAUACGACGCGUACAGGAAGCGCAUGGACUCGUUGCACGCCAGUCGUGAUUCAACAGACGAGGACACCGCCGCACUGCAGGGGUCGUCGUCAUUCUGGCACCGGGUGCUCAAGCGUCGAGCGUCGGCCGUGUAUCUGAACGGGCUGAGCAACGAGGAGAUGAGCGAGCGCAUGACGGGGCUUGGCGAGGCAAUACAACACGUCAUGGUGGCGGCCGCCGAGCAGCAGUCGGAUUCGGAGGCCGUCACCCUCCUCGUGCACAACAGCCUCUGCGUGGAGCUUGCACGCGUGCUUCGUGCGGGGCUGUGCGUGUCUGAGGCCAAACACCCCUGGAUUGCUCUCCAGGCCGCAGUUGCCGCCAUCCUCGACGAUCACAUCAAAUGGCAGCAAAUUGCUGACGAUGUGUAUUCGGAGCAGCAGUUGCGGCAGCACGCGGCCACGUUUGCCGCUGCUGUGCAGUCCAUCGACCAGGCCCACAAGCGCGUCGAAAACUCAGACCUCAACGUGAAGCUGCGUAGUCUGAUCUGUCUUGGUCUCAACGGCGGUGAAUUGCACGCGUGGAUCCGCAUUCUCUCCCGCGCAAUUCAAACGAACAGCGAUCUUCGCCGCUUCUACAGCGCCACCAGCGCUCUCAGGAACCCGCACUUUGCAAAGCAGAUUGAAUUACAUCUGCAAGCGCUGUUGCGCAACACGCACUUCCACCUGGCCGUUGACAUGGAGUGGAGCGUGUCCAACCCCCCACGAAAGUCUGUGCUGUGAUAACAUAACACCUGCGUCGCGUUGCGAUGACGUGGACAUGUGAUGGUGAUUCACCGCUCGUCUGGCAUCCGUGAGUGUGUGUGUGUGUGUGUGUAUGUGUUUGUGUGUGUGUGUGUGUCAGCGUGUGUGUGUGUCAGCGUGUGAAAGUGUGUGUGUAUGUGUGUGCUGUGUGUGAAAGUGUGUGUGUGUGUUGUGUGGUCUUAUUCUGUCUAACCGAUAUCUCUAUGGUGUGAAUUAGGUGUAGGUGGUCGUGUUGAGCGAGAAUAGACGCAUAAGUAUUGGGCA
Messenger RNA from Salpingoeca rosetta, 2247 nucleotides. RefSeq lists its product as uncharacterized. Lineage: Eukaryota; Choanoflagellata; Craspedida; Salpingoecidae. Bases 88 to 1962 code for a protein of 624 amino acids. The record is from RefSeq and is a predicted model, not a curated record. Gene Ontology annotation, molecular function: protein binding. The transcript has 10 exons.